This is a messenger RNA of Aricia agestis (brown argus), 766 nucleotides long. It is a transcript of the gene l(1)10Bb, whose product is annotated as protein BUD31 homolog. Lineage: Eukaryota; Metazoa; Arthropoda; Insecta; Lepidoptera; Lycaenidae. The transcript is spliced from 2 exons. Gene Ontology annotation, cellular component: spliceosomal complex; nucleus. Bases 205 to 639 code for a protein of 144 amino acids. Gene Ontology annotation, biological process: mRNA splicing, via spliceosome. The record is from RefSeq and is a predicted model, not a curated record.
CCAAACAAAUUUUUUGCAAUACAAUUAAAAAUUGUUUUAAAAUAUAAUUAAAGCAUAUUAUUACAUUCCCAAGUGUCUAAAAAGUUUAUUUUAUCAAAAACAUAUAGUAAAAAAAAACAUAAAUUAAAAAGAACUUACUACAAGUUGGCGACUUCGAGGGUCCUUCGUUUAGUAGAAAUCUUGCAUUUAGCUGACAUCUAAACCAUGCCUAAAGUUCGUCGCAGCAGAAAAGCGCCUCCAGAAGGAUGGGAGUUGAUAGAACCAACGCUCGAGGAGCUGGAACAGAAAAUGCGAGAAGCUGAAACUGAACCUCACGAAGGAAAAAGAAAACAGGAAUCCCUAUGGCCUAUCUUCAAGAUUCAUCACCAGAAGUCUCGCUACAUUUACGACCUGUUCUAUCGUAGAAAAGCUAUCAGUCGAGAACUUUAUCAGUACUGUUUAAAUGAGAAAAUUGCUGAUGCUAACCUAAUAGCUAAAUGGAAGAAGAUAGGCUAUGAAAACUUGUGCUGCCUCAGGUGUAUACAGACAAGAGACACAAACUUUGCUACAAAUUGUAUUUGCAGAGUUCCGAAGAGUAAGUUGGAGGAAGGUAGAAUAGUAGAGUGUGUGCAUUGUGGCUGUAGAGGUUGCUCCGGAUAGUUUUAGGACAUUUUUAAGCAUAUUAAUAUAAGAGCUAAGUAAUUUUGGUUUGAUUCUAACUAUAAAUUUGUUGUAUUAAAAUGUCUGCAUGAAAUUUGAAAAAAUAUUUCCUAAUAUUCAAAAAUUG